AAUAAACAACACUUCCUCCUUGCAUCUUGGAUCUGUUUUUGGUUUGAGAUAUAGAGAGUUUACCCUCUUUUGCUGGCUCGUAGCAGGCACAACCCCACCGGGCCCCUCUGUUUCGCCUUGCAGAGCAUGCAGCGUUGCAUGCUCAAGGCGGGGGCUGUGUCCGAGCACGCUUUCACGGGCCUUGCUGUGGCUCUUCGCCUGCAAAUAGAUUGCCUCCUUUGCCAGAUGACUUGCGCGACGCCCAGUUCACAGUUGAUCGGUUGAUUACGCUGUCACACGUGCCCGUGCGUCAGGCAAAGCAACUGCCUGCUGGAGUAAAUGUUUUCAGGUGAGACCUUGUUCUGUUCCAUGAUGUACUGCCAGUUUACCAGAUGGGGGGAGGAGGGUCGACGCCCGCUGCGGACCCUCUUCGUUUUGUGCGUUUUGCUGGCUUUUUGCGGUGUCACAACCCACAUCGCGUCGGCGGCACGUGCUGACGUAGACCCUGUGUCUGCGACGGAGGCCGUCGUCGCCGAAGUUGAGGAAGCAAGCCGGCAAGACGAAGCGGCGGAAAACCGCGAUGAAUCAUUGGAGGAUGCCGUGUCGAGUCCGGACGCUCUGGCGACUGCGUUGAUGCAACGGAUCCAGGAGCUAUACCAAGAAAGCUUCCGGCUGCUAGCCUCCGCAAAGGCUGACGCCACCGCGUUCAAAGAGGAACUGGCAGCCCAUCUGGAAAACAUCAAACAGGGCGGCUUGCCCACCGACCCGGCGCAGUUCCGCAGCCUUGGUGGCAUGCAGCUGUCGUGGAUGGAGGCAGACAAAUCCCGCAAAGAAGCUAGCGUUGCCAUGGAGAAGCUGGCGGUUGUUCUGGGGCAACUUAAAGCGGUUGCAGACGAAGUGGGAACGACGCUGAAAGGGUCCGUCGAACAGGCGGUACGGCAGGGGCAGAAGCUGUAUGGAAGUCUUUUGAGCACCUUGAUGAAGGACGAAAAACAAAGUACGAAGGACCAGGGCAUCCAGAUUGAGCUGAGAAAAGGCUCGAUUUGAGUAUUGUUCGAUAUGAGAAUAAGCAGCAAUCGCCUUGUUAUAAGGACCUGAAGACGCGCAUGCAUUGAGCAGGCGCCUCUAAGCUUUCCACAUGCUUCUGUAGCGAAAGGCGACAGCGUUUAUAUUACAUCGUUUUCGAUAUGUUAUGGUCUGCUCGACGCGCUUAACUGGAGGUAGACUCCGUCGCCGUACGAACGACAGCCGAAGGCAGAUGCUGCCAAGUACUGGGUGCGUUCGUACGGCUCUCCGACCUAACAGACUGUGGUGGUUUUCGCCUGCCGGGAUACGUCGCUGGGAGACGAUACAUACCGCCUUUAGAGUUGCUCCUUUCCGCUGAGAUGCAAUGGGGAGAGAGCUGUGAUGCCAUACGACAUUUCAGACACACGACGAGCGGUUCAAAGACGCACCUUUCUACUGUCCUUUUGUGGACGGCAGUUGGACGUCGUCGAUUAGAUGACAGUCUCCCUGCUGGUGCAGGUGUAAACAAUGCCGACAAACGAGGGGUGUGGGAAGCAUGGCGGGGUGUCGUGCAAUGCAAGCACGGCUGUCACGCACAAAAAGCCAUGUGCUCGGCGGUCAACUUGGCGUGGGUUCUUUCGAUUCCAGGUCAGGGCAUUUCUGCUACACCCAGUUCCUUAUGUUUAAAUAUAGCCCAUGUAAAUAUAGCGGUCUUGACUUGUCAAUUGUUAUAUAAUACCUUGCUACUCAAAGGUAGGGGACAAUUGUUCCCGUGUUCCCGACUACUGACUGAAAUGAACUGAAGCUACUGACUGAAGUG
Toxoplasma gondii ME49 is the source of this 1804-nucleotide messenger RNA. RefSeq lists its product as hypothetical. NCBI's taxonomy places the organism in Eukaryota, Apicomplexa, Conoidasida, Eucoccidiorida, Sarcocystidae. The coding region runs from base 319 to 1026 and encodes 235 amino acids. The transcript has a single exon. The record is from RefSeq and is a predicted model, not a curated record.